Messenger RNA from Sardina pilchardus (European sardine), 862 nucleotides. Its product is annotated as zinc finger CCCH domain-containing protein 18-like. The transcript has 4 exons. The record is from RefSeq and is a predicted model, not a curated record. Bases 224 to 862 code for a protein of 212 amino acids. Lineage: Eukaryota; Metazoa; Chordata; Actinopteri; Clupeiformes; Clupeidae.
CAUACCAAGCGCUUGCUGACGAUUUGACGAUUUGACACAACCUUUUACUGUUUAUUGUUUAACUUUGAUUGAUUUUCUUAAUAUUUAAACUAUUAACUUAAUUUUGAAUAUUUUAUUCGUAAUUUUUGACUGAGUUAAUCUUAACUAUAACAGUUUUUAAGAGGUAAGUAAAAUUAGCAGUUAGACUAGCCGUGUUGUUUAGGUUUAAAGUUUUCAGGUUGCCAUGGGGAUCCCGAGGACGGACUGCGUCAGUGAGGAGGAGCUAGGACAGCUGAGCUGGGCCGAGCAAGUUGACCUCGCGUACCCCCUGGAGGAGUGCUGGAGUGAGAGGUGCCUGUCGGAGCCACAUCUCGGCAUGGAGGACCACCGCAGGCCUGAGGUGAGGUCAGGGGAGGAGAAGCUGAACCUGGACAGCUGGUACCUGGCCUAUGGGGACCCCUUCGCCCUGAUGAAGGUGCGAGCUCUGGAGCAGGAGCGCAGGAGCUUGCAGCAGCUCCUGCAGCACCAGAGGGAAGAGCUGAGGGCUCUGGAGGGGUCUCACACCACGGAGCUGAGGGCUCUGGAGAGGGAGCGUGGAGAGGAGAGAGCCGAGUGGGAGAGACAGAGGGCGGAGAGAGAGGAGGCCCUGCUGUCUGUGAUGAUGUCCAUCAGCAGACAGAAGCUCAUGGAGGAGCUCAGGUGCCAGCCAGCUACACUGGUGGAUGCCCCCAGCAGCAGUGCCUCUAAAGGCGAACUGAAAGCUCUCGCCAAGGCAGAGAAGAAGGCCAGGAAGGUGGAGAGGCGCAGUAAGAAGGAGAAGAAAGCCAUCAAGCCCAAGCGAUGGUGGCACUGCUGCAUUUGUACUUCAGCAGUUGACAACUGA